This is a messenger RNA of Ruditapes philippinarum (Manila clam), 1347 nucleotides long. RefSeq names its product ryncolin-1-like. The record is from RefSeq and is a predicted model, not a curated record. The coding region runs from base 3 to 917 and encodes 304 amino acids. Lineage: Eukaryota; Metazoa; Mollusca; Bivalvia; Venerida; Veneridae. The transcript has a single exon.
AAAUGAUAGUAAUCGGUUACAAAGCGCUAUCGCCAAAAUUGAUUUUUUUUUCUGAUAACUUUACGAAACAAUAUGAAAACAAAAAGAAUAUUGAAGAACAAAAACUUGACAAAAUUGUGGCUGGUACUAAUAGCAUACGGGAAAACACAGAACAGCUGAAUGAAGCACAAGAAAGGUGUUUUGAUAAUAUUAACUAUAUAUACAAUGCAACCAAACGAUUGGAACAAAAAAUUAACUACGUUGAACAUUUUGUCAUUAGGAAGCCUUUUAAUUCGUGUUUAGAUCUGUACAAUAAUGGAGUCGAGUUAAAUGGUGUAUAUCAAAUAGAUAUUGGCCUAGAAAAACCGCUGUCUGUCUACUGUGACAUGGAUACUGACGGUGGAGGAUGGACAGUCUUCCAACGACGUCAAGAUGGAAGUGUGGACUUCUUUGGAGACUGGGAAGAAUAUAAGACUGGAUUUGGUGAUUUGAAUGGCGAGUUUUGGCUUGGGAACCACUACUUAAAUCUACUGACCGAUGAUAAUAGACAACACGAGCUGAGAAUUGAUCUAGAAGACUUUGAUGGAAAUCGUGCGUAUGCCAAGUAUAGUAGCUUUAAAAUUCUGCCGGAGGAAAUGAAGUACAAACUCGAAGUGGGUGGUUACACUGGUAAUGCCGGAGAUUCUCUUGAGGCACCAAACGAUAAGGGACAUAUACAUGAUGGAAUGGAAUUCAGCACAAAAGAUAAUGAUAAUGACAACUCAAGCGGACAUUGUGCUUCUAUGUAUAAGGGCGCCUGGUGGUUCAAUACUUGUUUUGCCUCACACUUAAAUGGUUUGUAUUCUCAAAAGGCAACUUGUACUUAUAUAUGCAUCAUUUGGGAUUCAUGGAAAGGUUUUUAUACCUCCAUUAAGUUCACUGAAAUGAAACUCAGAUAAAGUUGUUUCUGAGAUAAGUAGAAUAACAUUUUCGAAUGAUGCUUACUGAACGGAUAAUUUUGUAUAUUUACAAUUACAGAAACAAUUUUAAAUAAAUUCAAAGUAUUCCGAAAGGGGAAAGUUUAAAUUCGUUUUGAAUAUGGGAGUUUUCUAUUGUGUUGUCAUUAUAAUUGUUUGUUUAAAUGUUUUAUAUAUAUUAACAAUAUCACAUUUUACCUUACCGUUAUAGUAAUGUUGCAUGCAUUAUAGAGACGAAAAGUUUUAUAAUUAAUAAUUAUUGGCAAAAGUAUUACACUUAUUAUGGCGUCAGUGUAUGUAAUUAAUUUUUAAGUGAAAUUAUGCUCACUUUUUUAUUGUGAAGUUGAGCUGAAUUUUAUAUGUUUUUCAAAAGAUUGCCUUUUAUAAUGGUGAUUAACCAACAUUUAAAUUG